Styela clava is the source of this 1159-nucleotide messenger RNA. RefSeq lists its product as uncharacterized. NCBI's taxonomy places the organism in Eukaryota, Metazoa, Chordata, Ascidiacea, Stolidobranchia, Styelidae. The record is from RefSeq and is a predicted model, not a curated record.
ACAAAUUAUCAAUAACACAAAUUAUCAAUAUUUUCUAGCAAAAAUUAAAAUGACAAACUAAUUUCAUUUACUUCUGCUAUAUAAAUCCCAAAUAUUUGUUUGAAUCUGAAUGAUACUGAAUGUCAUAUAAUUUUCCCAGUCAAAAUCAGUGUAGGCCUACGUUCGAUGAGCUCACAGAUCAAUACCCUUCAUAUGACGGAGAAGGAUAUCAAUUCAUCACAUUCCAUGCUUAUCUCAAUUUGCCUCGAAGGAAGUUCCAAAUCUUUGUCUUCACUGAGCUAAUGACAAGGACAAACGAUGGGCUCUAAAUUUUCAGGUCUCUUGAUUCUUAUGAUUUUAUCAUGUGCAUGGAGUCUAGAUAUUUAUUCUGGAAAAGAAAUCGAUAUGGAACAGUUGCAAGGAGUUUGGUUUCUCACUUUUGGUGUGGAUUUCUGGGUACUGGAACGCAUUGUGGAGAUGCCAUAUAAUUGCACCUUUCAACGUAACAGAGAAUACAAUGAAGUUCUACACGUACAAUUUUCCCCGAAUGAACUCAGAGUCCCCUGAGAGUAUUAUUGAAGACGUAACACGCGACUCUAUGGGUCAAUAUUGGAUGGGGUCGCACACAAAUGAACCAUGGUUCCGCUCUCAUCCGCACUUUUAUAUGACUGACUAUUCCAAUUUCUAUAAUCAUCUGACAACAAUGCGCGAUGGUCGUAAGCUUUUUCAGAUUUUAACCAGGAAGCCCAAAAUAAACAAAGAAGACAUUUCCAAAUUUACAGCUCUUGCAGUGAAGCAAGGCGUCGAUCCAACAACAUUAAUGACAUUUGAAUGUGGCGACCUUAUACCUUCAGACUAUUUAUAACAUUAAUAAUUGUUCAUUACUAUAAUACCUUUAUUUGGAUUACUCAUUUACUCAAGAGAAAAAUGCUAAAAUUUAUGAAUCAUAUGGCGUUUAUUUCUGCACAACAACCACAACCGUUACCAUCCCGGAAACAACAUUAGCAAUUUAAGAAAACGACCCAUAAGUCAACUUCGUGUUGAAUAUUAUUUUUUAGUAACGUUAGCAAUUGAAUUAUUUUUAUUCUGAAUGUUUGCUGUGGGGAUUUGUAUCUUGACAUCUACUAACGCUUACUAACUUACGUAUACUUUUCAUCUGUUAACGGUACGGUGUUUUGAU